AUGGCCACCAAGAGACGCAACUUUUUUGCUGAGGAAGACCUCGCUCUCCUUCAGCAAGUCCGGAGCGAGCGUCCAUUCCUAGCAGAACAAGGGAAGACAAUGGCAGCGUGGGGCGACCUUGCCGCUCAGCGGCAAAACGCCGUCUCCUCAGCAGCUUCGGGGGUGAAUGAAGAAUAG
Molecule: messenger RNA, 177 nt
Organism: Phytophthora nicotianae INRA-310
Lineage: Eukaryota; Oomycota; Peronosporomycetes; Peronosporales; Peronosporaceae
Exons: 2
Coding region: 1-177 (58 amino acids)
Source: RefSeq, a predicted model, not a curated record